AUGGGUCCGCGGCCCCCGCGCCUGCCCGCGCUGCUGCUGCUGCUGCUGCUGCUGCUGCUGCCGCUCCUGCCGGGCCCGGGACCCCGAGCAGCCUCCGGGAAGUCGCACGUGCACCGCCGGGGGCUCCUCGAGCUGGCAGGGACCCUGCAGUGUGCUGGCAUCCGCUCCCCGCUGGCCUACAUGAGCUAUGGCUGCUACUGUGGCCUGGGUGGCCGCGGCCUGCCCCGGGACCCCACUGACUGGUGCUGUCGUCACCACGACUGCUGCUACGCACGGGCCGAGGCGGCCGGCUGCAGUCCCAAGAUGGAGCGCUACGACUGGCAGUGUCAAGACAGGCAGGUCCUGUGCGGACCGGCAGAGAACAAAUGCCAAGAACUCAUCUGCAAGUGCGACCAGGAGGCAGCUCACUGCUUAGCCCAAGCGGAAUACAACUUAAAGCACUUAUUCUACCCCCAUUUCUUAUGUGAGUGGGACUCGCCCAAGUGUGACUGACUAAUCUGACUCGAAAUGUCCUUUUGCCCAAUGAAAUAAAACUCC
Choloepus didactylus (southern two-toed sloth) is the source of this 537-nucleotide messenger RNA. It is a transcript of the gene PLA2G10, whose product is annotated as phospholipase A2 group X. The transcript is spliced from 4 exons. Gene Ontology annotation, biological process: arachidonate secretion; phospholipid metabolic process; lipid catabolic process. NCBI's taxonomy places the organism in Eukaryota, Metazoa, Chordata, Mammalia, Pilosa, Megalonychidae. Gene Ontology annotation, molecular function: calcium ion binding; phospholipid binding. The coding region runs from base 1 to 492 and encodes 163 amino acids. The record is from RefSeq and is a predicted model, not a curated record.